Messenger RNA from Medioppia subpectinata, 1395 nucleotides. The record is from the annotation of a GenBank genome assembly. NCBI's taxonomy places the organism in Eukaryota, Metazoa, Arthropoda, Arachnida, Sarcoptiformes, Oppiidae.
GGAGAGAUCAAUACAGUCAUACCAAAGACCACCGCAUCCGACGAGUCCUCACUGCUUGGUAUCGCUAAAUACGCGUGGAGUGGAUAUAUACUCGAGUGUAAGGUCUGUGGCGUUAUAUACCGGAGCAGACAAUACUGGUAUGGAAACAAAGAGCCCACAGAACAGAGUGUCGUUCGCACAGAAAUACAACACGUCUGGCCUGACGAACCCAUACCAUCGCAAGGCUCUCAAAAUGUUGGCCAGAGAGCCAUCGAUACAUUGAGUUAUGUGACCACAAAUGUGUCGCAAAUGACUGCCAGACCAUCGAAAGUAUUGGCCGAUUGGAUGGCCGAUAAGAUCGCACCGUCUUAUUGGGUGCCAAAUAAUAGAAUAUUGCAUUGUGGCGGAUGUGACAAAGAAUUUGAACAAUUGGAUCAAAAACAUCACUGCCGUUUGUGUGGCCACGGCUUCUGCGAAGACUGUUCUUCCAAGAGUCGUCCGGUGCCAGAGAGGGGUUGGGGGGACCAACCCGUCAGAGUGUGCGACCAGUGCUUCGAAAAGGGGGAGAAAAGUGUUGAGACGGCUAACGCCGAAGUGAUGCCUCGCAUAAUGGGAGAGUUGGUUCAGAACACUAUCGGGAAUCUGGUCUCCGCGACCGUUAUUUAUCCUCGCGAAAUGUUUGAUUUUUCUAAAGAAUGGAUCAAAGAGUCGGCUCGACCUGACUAUUGGGUGCCCGACAAAGACAUCACUCAUUGUCUUGUGUGCAAAGAAGAGUUUAACGACAAACUGGCAAUACAUCACUGCAGGGCUUGUGGACAAGGAGUGUGUGACGGCUGUUCCCAAACACGUCAAACAGUUCCCGAACGCGGUUGGGAUCAAGCGGUCAGGAUUUGCAACGAUUGCCAAAAGAAAAUGUCUGUUAAUUCUGUUCAGGGAUGACAUCUUCUUCUCAUGAUUUACUUUUUAAUUUUAAUUUAAUUCAAAACAGUUUUAAGAGUUUAUUGGCUUUAAAGUAGAGGUAAUCUAAAUGUCCGGCAAAUAUAGCUCUAUUUAUAGACAACUCGUUGUCUCUUAUUUCUUAGUUUAGAGCCUCUCUCUCCCUCCCAAUCCUCCCUUCCCUUCAUUUAAAGUCAAACAUUUGCACAUAUAUUGCAUUCAUUUAACCAUUUAUUAUAUAUAAAUAUUAAACAUAAAUAGCAUUAAUUAUAAAUAUAUAAAAAUACUGUAAAAAUCAUGAUUUGUAUAAAUUAUCUUCGAAACAAAUGUCCCCAAAAUUAACAAAAUGUUAUUUUUAUCAAUUGUUUGGCUUGAAAUUCAAUCGAUUUUAAAGUCGAUCUCAGACUUUAGACAAACAAAACUGUUGUAAAACUAUUUAAAUUCGGAAAUAAAUGUCAGAAUUGUUUUAAAAUCAAAACA